CUCCUCCCAGCCGUCUCGUUUGCUUGGAAACGGUUUCCGUCCUGAAAGCUUCUCUUCUAUUCCCCAUCCUCCUGAGAUCUCACCGUGCCCCGGUCAUCGAUUGUGUGAUCGUAUAUUCUGCCGCAGCCACCAGUCCGAGUGAAGUCGCUUGACAGCAUCACCGUCGUCUUGACGCAAUACCGACGGGGCCUCGUCUACCCAACACACCCACCGUCCCCUUCCCUUCCCCAAGCUGGUCGAGAUGGGUUCCCAACAGUCCAAGACGGCGGUCGACGCAUCCAACGAAAAAGCCCUCCUCGAGCGCCUCCGCCGGAUCCAGGUCGCCGAUGACAACUUUGUCAACGUCGACGGCUCCUCAUCCUCCUCCUCCGCCACCGGCGCCGACAACGAAAAGAGCGAUGUCAGACUCACCCGCGAGCCCGAGGGCCUCCCCGUCCAGCAGACACAAUCCUGGCAGUCGCGGUUCCUCUCCGACCCCAAGAAUAAGCUCGCUCUCACGGCUCUCAGCACCGCCGACCCCCGCGCCGUGCUGGCGUCGACGCCCGCGAGGCUCGCCGACCCGCACGUCUUCAACACGCGCAUCCCCUUCGAGGGCGCGCCCAUGACGAACCAGCGCUCGUCCGGCCGGUGCUGGCUCUUCGCCUCGACCAACGUCUUCCGCGUCGCCCUCAUGCGGCGCCACGGCCUCGCCUCCUUCGAGCUCUCCCAGUCCUACCUCUUCUUCUGGGACAAGCUCGAGAAGAGCAACUACUUCCUCGAGCAGGUCAUCGACACCGCCGGCGAGGACCUCGACGGCCGCCUCGUCCAGCACAUGCUCGGCGACAUCGUCAGCGACGGCGGCCAGUGGGACAUGGUCUACAACCUCGUCCGCAAGUACGGCCUCGUGCCCCAGGCCCUGUACCCGGACUCGUGGAACGCCAUGAACUCGGGCGUGCUCAACUCCAUCAUCAAGACCAAGCUGCGCGAGUACGCCCUCGCCCUCCGCGCACAGGUCCGCUCCGGCUCUGGCUCCGGCUCCGCCCAUGCGCUGUCCUCGGCCAAGGACGCCAUGAUGCGCGAUAUCCUCUCCGUCCUCACCCUCGCCCUCGGCCCGCCGCCCGACCCGCGCGCCGAGUUCACGUGGUCGUACCUCGACAAGGACGGCAAGGCGCGCGAGCUCACGACGACGCCCGCCGCCUUCGCCACCGACAUCUACUCGCCCGAGCUGCGCAUCACCUCGUCCGUCAUCGACUCCAUGGUCUCGCUCGUCCACGACCCGCGCCACGAGCCGCUGACGCUACUCACCGUCGACCGCCUCGGCAACGUCGUCGGCGGCCGCGGCGUCACCUACGUCAACGUCGACAUGGCCACCCUCAAGGCCGCCUGCGUCGCCAUGAUCAAGGCCGGCCUCCCCGUCUUCUUCGGCUCCGACGUCGGCAAGUUCAGCUCCUCCGCCGCCGGCGUCAUGGACCUCGACCUCAUCGACUACGAGCUCGGCUUCGGCGUCUCGCUGCUCGGCAUGGACAAGGCGAGCCGCCUGCGCACGGGCGAGAGCGCCAUGACCCACGCCAUGGUCCUGACCGCCGUCCACCUCGACGCCGACGGCCGCUCCGUCCGCUGGAGGGUCCAGAACAGCUGGGGCGAGGGCGCCGGAGACAAGGGCUGGUUCGUCAUGACCGACGCCUGGAUGGACGAGUUCGUCUACCAGGCCGUCGUCGACGUGCGCUUCCUGAGCAAGGACGUCCGUGCCGUCAUCGGCACCGAGCCGACCGUCUUGCCGCUGUGGGACCCUAUGGGCAGUUUGGCCUAGAUUCUGACAGAGGUCUCUCGCGUGUGUUUGAGUGCGGAAUGGGGGCGUUGGUGGAGUUCUAACCAUCCGGGGGUGUUUGUGUGUUCAGAGGUGACGUUGCAGAUGCCUACUGUCGGGCUUUCUGGCUCAUCGGCGAGAUUCAAGCCUUCACCACGUAACUUGACCAGCAAAGGUCAUGGCUCACUUUGAUAGACACCCUGAAAUACAACUUUAAAUUCUUCAUCAUGGUGUUACAGCAGGAAGUAACUGCUGGUCAAGUUUUGUAGCAUACGCGCAGGCCUCGUCGAUACGUCAGAAAGUCCGUUAGUAGGCAACGUAUGGAAGUCAAGUGGUUCCCCAAGCAGUCAACCCAGGCCGUGUCCAUGGCCAUGCCAAGAAGACCAAUUGCAGGGUGGCGUGUCGAUUGUAUUUCGCUUUCAACUAUCAGCCAUGGCAACUCUUCCAUUUGCGCCGCCAACGGUCAUCCACGGGUCAGACCAAAGCUGUACAAAGCAAAGGACGGUACAGACGACCCUAGCCUGGAGUUUCCCUCGAGUCCCACCACCGUUGCAGAUCCGAUAUGGGCGCAUGCAUCGUUCUCGGGACGGGGACAUUCCUUGGCCCGGAUGCGUCCCCCGGCUCCCCGCCUCGUCGAAACCUCAUAGAGUGACCUCAAUUCACCAAAAUAGGUUCGUGCCCUCCGACUCAGGGACCAUUAGGUUAGGUUUUCCUAACUUGCGUACACUCUCC
This is a messenger RNA of Colletotrichum destructivum, 2518 nucleotides long. Its product is annotated as Putative cysteine peptidase, cysteine active, peptidase C1B, bleomycin hydrolase. NCBI's taxonomy places the organism in Eukaryota, Fungi, Ascomycota, Sordariomycetes, Glomerellales, Glomerellaceae. The transcript has 2 exons. Bases 242 to 1789 code for a protein of 515 amino acids. Gene Ontology annotation, cellular component: cytoplasm. Gene Ontology annotation, molecular function: cysteine-type aminopeptidase activity. Gene Ontology annotation, biological process: proteolysis; response to toxic substance; L-homocysteine catabolic process. The record is from RefSeq and is a predicted model, not a curated record.